GGCUGUGGUUUCCCCUCUCAGGAGCCGUCAUGAAAAGGCUGAUUGUGGCACUGGCUCUGAUUGCUACAGCUGGGGCAGAGGAGCAGGAUAAGGUGGUACAUGGCGGGCCCUGCGAUAAUCCUCAUCCCUACCAAGCUGCCCUCUACACCUCGGGCCACUUGCUGUGCGGCGGGGUCCUCAUCCACCCACUGUGGGUCCUCACAGCUGCCCACUGCAAAAAACCGAAUCUUCAAGUCUACCUGGGAAAGCACAACCUUCGGCAAAGGGAGAGUUCCCAGGAGCAGAGCUCUGUUGUCCGGGCCAUAAUCCACCCUGGCUAUGAUGCUGCCACCCAUGACGAGGACAUCAUGCUGUUGCGCCUGGCACAUCGGGCCAAACUCUCUGAACACAUCCAGCCCCUUCUCCUGGAGAGGGACUGCUCUGCCAACCACACCAGCUGCCACAUCCUGGGCUGGGGCAAGACAGCGGAUGGUGACUACCCUGACACCAUUCAGUGUGCAUACAUCCACCUGGUGCCCCGUGAUGAGUGUGAGCGUGCCUACCCCGGGCAGAUCACCCAAAACAUGGUGUGUGCUGGAGAUGAGAAGUAUGGAAAGGAUUCCUGCCAGGGUGAUUCCGGGGGUCCACUGGUAUGUGGAGACCGCCUCCGAGGCAUUGUAUCAUGGGGUAAUGUCCCCUGUGGUUCAAAGGAGAAGCCGGGAGUCUACACCAAUGUCUGUAGAUACAACAAUUGGAUCAGAAAAACCAUUCAGGCCAACUGACCCAGACAUGUGACA
Messenger RNA from Otolemur garnettii (small-eared galago), 776 nucleotides. RefSeq names its product kallikrein related peptidase 6 (gene KLK6). Bases 30 to 761 code for a protein of 243 amino acids. Lineage: Eukaryota; Metazoa; Chordata; Mammalia; Primates; Galagidae. Gene Ontology annotation, biological process: proteolysis. Gene Ontology annotation, molecular function: serine-type endopeptidase activity. The record is from RefSeq and is a predicted model, not a curated record. The transcript is spliced from 5 exons.